Diachasmimorpha longicaudata is the source of this 2187-nucleotide messenger RNA. RefSeq names its product cap-specific mRNA (nucleoside-2'-O-)-methyltransferase 2 (gene aft). Gene Ontology annotation, cellular component: cytoplasm; nucleus. The transcript has 3 exons. Gene Ontology annotation, molecular function: methyltransferase cap1 activity. NCBI's taxonomy places the organism in Eukaryota, Metazoa, Arthropoda, Insecta, Hymenoptera, Braconidae. The coding region runs from base 17 to 2017 and encodes 666 amino acids. Gene Ontology annotation, biological process: 7-methylguanosine mRNA capping. The record is from RefSeq and is a predicted model, not a curated record.
CCCCCCCACCUGCAAAAUGCAUGAGUCCAACAGCUCCCGAGAGAUCUGUCCAGAAAUCGACAAACUCUUCAACAAGCGCUAUGAGCUCUGUGCCAACGAGGUUUUCAACCUCCCCAGUGCAGAUUGCAUGUUCGUGGGUCCUCCUUGGAAGAUCAAGGCCCUCCAGGACCUCAAGAACACCCUGAACGGUAUAAAAAACUCGCUUAAUGACGUCGAGCUGCAAUCUUGGCACAGUCACACCAACAAGAUGAACCCAGCAGGUGAGAUCCAAUGGCACCUUCGCACAACUAUAAAUCCAGAAUUGCUGACCCAAGCCUGGUGUAAGUUCUACGAGAACGUCUCCUCCUUUCCCCUGAUCCCCCAGUCCUGCCUAGACUCUGGAAUCCUCACUUCUGUGCACCUGUGCGAGGCCCCAGGUGCAUUUAUAACGUCCCUGAAUCACUACCUCCAGCUGAAUCACCCGAAAAUCAACUGGACCUGGACAGCUUCGACCAUGAAUCCCCACUACGAGGGUAACCUCCUAACCUUGAUGAUCAACGAUGACAGGUUGAUUCUCCAUACUGCAGACCACUGGUAUUUUGGUGAGGACAACACUGGUGAUGUAAUGAGUCUAAAGAACCUCGAGGGACUCGUCAAGAGGGGCAAGACCAUGCUGGUGACUGCUGAUGGCAGCAUCAGCUGCCUUGACCGACCUGCUGAGCAGGAGCUUGUCGUUGCCCAUCUCCAUUACUGCGAGGUCAUCGCUGCUCUCAGCAUAUUGGCUGAUGGGGGCAGUUUCUUGCUGAAGAUAUUCACAAUUUUUGAACACCAAACUGUCUGUCUAAUGUACCUCCUGAGGUGUUGCUUUGACCGAGUCAUCCUGAAUAAACCUGCGACGAGUAAGGAAGGAAAUUCUGAGGUGUACGUCAUCUGUCUGGGGUUCAGAGGCCAGGAACGGGUGCAGGAGCAUCUGAAGGUGCUCAGAGGCUGCUACGAAAGCGGCCCAACAGCUCCCAUAUUUCAGAGGGAAGAUUUGCCUGAGGUAUUCGUGAGCGAGAUCACUCAGGCCUCCAAGUUCUUUAUGGAACUCCAGUGUGAAGUCAUUAAGCGCAAUGUUGCGACGUUUGCGGAGAAGGACAGCGUGAACAACCUCAGAGCAGAUGUCGUUAAGCAUUUCUUAGACAUUUAUGGAAUCGAGUGGAUCGGGGAGGAGAAGGAAAUAGUGGGCAAGAGUAAAUUAGAGAUUUUUAAAUACCAGAUCAUGGGGCGCAAAUCCCAGGGAUCCUUCAAUGACAGGAAGAGGAAGGCGCACAUGCAAGAGAAAUUGAGGCUCAAGGCAGCGCAGAUGGAUGUUCGUACCGUCCUGGCCGAGGGGGAGUUUUCGUUUCAUCUCCCAAACGAUCCAGGACCUCUCAAAAUAAUCCUUGGAAAACCCUUUGAAAAAGUCCUGAGCUCGCGGUUCUGUGAAUCAAUAAUUCUCGGCCAUCUCAGCUUCUGUUUUGAACAGAUUAAUGGACGCCGUUUGAAAUGUGAAUUUCCGCAUGUAAAACCCAAGAAUCGGUUUCUGGAAGAAAUGCAAAAAGAGAACAAAAGAGUCUACAGCUUCGGGUACAGUCCAGCUGUGGAUCCAAAUUUAAUUAGAAAAGUUAACGAAAUAGUCGAGAGCAUCGAAGAGGGUCAGACAAUAAUUCUUCUCGAGUAUUCUCUCCUGACUCAGUUGAACUUGGGAAUUCUGUAUCUCUUGGGCCACGCAUUCGAGAAACUAGUGAUACAGCUCAGGCAAGAUCUGGGAAGUGUCGUGACCCUGAACAAUGCCAGAAAGCCUGACAAAGUCAGGGAAGCCUUCAGAGAAAUCAUUGAAGCGUUCGAAACAGCUAAAGCUAACAACAAAGUCAUAGUAUCGAUCUUCCCAAUUACCAAAUUAUGUGCUUCCGAACUGAACCCAUACCUCCUGACGAUUAAUCAUGCGGUGAUCAAACAUAUUAUCGAUCAUCUCUAUACGAUAAACUAUUUGUCCUGGGUUCGGAAGGAAAAUUAGAAUCGCUUGGAAUAGGAUCUCUUGGACAAGGAUCUGACGCUCUUUAUUUCUUUUAUUAAUCAUUUAAUUACAUUUUAUUUUUAACUACAUAAGCACAUUUUUUUUGUUAAUUGUAUUCAAGACAGUUCCGAUGAGGGGAAUCAUAAAUAUAAUCAUCAAUAUAACAAUAA